CGCCAGGCAACCGCGUAGGGAAAAGCGUAUUUUUUUCUGGCCUACGUCAGACUUACGCGCUUCAGCAUUGCAGGAGACCGAUUCCUAUAAACUCGAACGUUUCGGUGUGCGAUUUAACGUAAAUGAUUUUGGGAUUUGUGGUGGUUUAGAGUGAUUUCGUUGACGGUUCAAGUGACUGAAAGGGUGGAUUUGAUGGGUGCCAAAAACGAGCGUAGAUCGGACAAGGAGGAAAACACGAGUGGAUUUCCGACUCGGAAUAAGAUGAAGCUGUUGAACAAAAUCAAAAAGAAGAUGGGCUUAGCCUCAAGAUCGUCUUCGCAUUCGCAUACAAACAACAAUUCACCGCCACUGUUGUUCCACAGCGUUCACGGUGACAAUGUCAGGAUAAUGAGGGACGGAACAGUUGCUAAAAGAGUAGAAAGCUUCUGCAAAGGCAUCGCCUUCAGUUCUAGACCCGUCAAAGUUAACGAAAAGGUAUGCAUCAAAUUUUCUGAAAUUUCUAUUAACUGGAGUGGAGUACUGCGGUUUGGAUUCACGUCAAACGAUCCAGCAAGCCUACGUUACAGCCUACCUAAAUACGCCUGUCCAGAUCUUACCAACAAGCCUGGAUAUUGGGCUAAAGCUUUAGCAGAACGGUUCUGCACGCCGAACAGUGUUCUGUUUUAUUAUGUUACCUCAACUGGGGCGGUACAUUUCGGUAUUAAUGGAGAAGAAAAAGGUGUUUUCUUCGGUGGUGUAGAAACCAGAGGACCUCUAUGGGCUCUAAUUGAUGUAUAUGGAAAUUCAACAGCUGUAGAGUUUGUUGAUUACAGGCAACAAUUAAACAAUUCACGCUCGAAUAUGUCUCCGACACCGGCCUCCUGCGAAAACUCAGUGCCCCCUAACCAUCAAACAUCCAUGGUGCCUCAGGACCCCGUAGACAGAAUCACCUAUCCCAUGCAGCAGCUGCACAUCCAGCAGGCGCCUGCCCAAUCGCAGCAGAGCAGCCAGGAUUUAACCUUGCCCCUACUGAGGUACCAACCGCAGAACGUAAAUUACCAGGCGAUGCCGCUGCACAGGACCAGAGGCAGGAACGUGCGGUUCGUUGGGGGUAACAGGAGCGUGGCUAUGCGAUCGGAUACCGAGUUCUGCCAGGGAUACGUGUUCACGGCUAGACCUUUGCAGUUGGGCGAGAAAAUUGUGGUGCAGAUUCUGGCAACGGAGCCUAUGUUCCAGGGAUGUCUUGGAUUAGGUCUUACUUCGUGCGAUCCCUCUACGCUUACCCUGGCCGAUUUGCCUGACGAUUCGAACUUUCUUCUGGACCGACCAGAAUAUUGGGUACUAUCGCGUGAUUUUGCAAGAAACUUAAACAAAGGCGAUGAAAUUAGUUUUUGUAUAGCACCUACUGGCGAAGUUCAGAUUUCGAGAAACGGCGGAGCACCUUUAGUUGUUAUACACGUGGACCAAACUUUAAGAUUGUGGGCAUAUUUUGAUAUCUACGGAUCAACGCAAAGAAUUCGGGUUCUUAGUGGACACAACGCAACAAAUCUCGCCUCAAGUCCUUUACGGAAUGUUUCCAGUCAAAGUAUAGUAGAUAGGCGGCAUAUCGAAGCUAGCGAAUCAAUCAAUAGUCUCAACCUUCAAAACGAGAUGACCAGACAAGCUAGCAAUAGCUCACGACAAAGUUUAACAGUUAGAGAUACUACUGACAUUGUACCUGUUCAACCUAGACCAGCACAACCUCAGAAUGGGAGGUUAUGUUUUCCACAAGCUGAUAUUCAAGUUCAACCAUCAGCAAACGGUGGAGCAGUAUUGUCUGUAAUUCUCCCACCAGCCACAGCCAUCAGCCAUCACGGUUUUGCCAGCCACGCGCCUUCUCCAUUGUCACCUGUCACUUCUGUCAUAGCACCAAUACCUACCACGUCAAGCAUGGUAGCCAACGGAACUAUGAUGAGUAGUUGCAGCGCCACAUACAUUGAGCCCAUAUCAGCAUCUGAAUCAUCCACAUACUCCACACCUCUUGGCUGGAUGGUGGACGGCAACCCAGCCGGACCUGCGCAAGGCCUUACGGCUGGAGCCGAGUGCACCAUUUGUUACGAAAACUCCAUAGAUGCCGUUUUAUACAUGUGCGGACACAUGUGCAUGUGCUACGAGUGCGCUUUACAACAGUGGAGAGGUAAAGGUGGCGGACACUGUCCUUUAUGCAGGGCCGUCAUAAGGGACGUUAUCAGAACAUAUAAAUCGUAAUCUUUUAUUUGUUAUGACUUGUUAUGGUCGACCUUCCUAGGCCUUAUUCUAACUGUAUUUUUUAAUUAUUUUUCCAUACUGAUGCCUUAAAUCUCUUAAAAAAUAUAUUAUAGUUUACCAUUACAGUAUUGAAGAUAAAACAAAAAUGGUUCAAUGCAUAAUUUUAGCUUUUAACUGUUGAAAUAAGUUAGAAUAGGGUCUUGGAGGCGAGUCAAGAAUUUCUUGUCACUUUACAGUAUGCUUGAAGCCUAAAACUGUCCUUAAAAGAUAACAAUUUUCUAUUGUGUGCUUCCAGGAAAAUGUAGAGAUUUUUAGAAGACUGAAACAUUAGAAUAUUUUGUGAUAAUCUCAAACAUGACACAUACUAUCUUUGAGUUCUGUUCUUCACAACAAACCAUUUUCUAAUCUCUAGUUUGACUCUGAAAAUGUCAAUAUAGUAGAAACGGUCCAGUUAUUUUUUUUUGUUCAAGUUUACUUUACAUUUCAAAUUACAUAUGAUUUUUAUUUUAGUUCUAUUAUUUUAACUUGUAUUUCAGACGCAAAAGUAAAAAGUAUAGCAGUCUGCAUUCUAUUCGAUCUGAUAAUGUAAUCUCAUACAUUUUUGUAACAAUAUAUUAUGAGGUUAUCUUUGAAUCAAAGUAUCCAACACUAAUUUGACGUUUAAAUCUGCUUUUUCAACUAGAGAGUAGAAAACCUAUUUGUACAGACAAGAAAUAGGCCGAUUGAUUAACACAUACAUGUUUUUUUUUUAUUAAAAGUCUUACCAAAGAUUAUAAAGCCGAUACUAGGUCAAAUGACAGACCAGUGUCGUAGCUAGUCCAAACAAAAUAGUCACGUCUGCUGAGAACCAAGCAGUUUAAAAUUUAGUUUUAAUUCUUAAUUUAUUGGGUUCGUUUUCUAGUGUUUGUAAAUUUGUUCAUUGUCGAAAAAUAAAUAUGGUCCUAGGUAUCUAUCUAAGAAAUAUUUACCAUAGGCGACAUUGUAUAUACAUUAUUGUAAUCAUGUCAUUUUAUUUUGAUGUAUUUUUAUACUGUUUUUUUACCGUUUUCUAAUUAACAGGCCAGUGUUUACAUUAUUGUUUGAAGAUGUACGCUUUUUGUCGCUAUUUCUACAAUAGCAAUUAAGUUAAUGCGUAAUGUAUAAGCAUAAUUUUUUAUUAAGACCUAAAUUAUUGUUAAAAAAGACACUCGAGAGAUGAGUAUAUAUUUUUCCCUUGUAUAUAAACUAGUUGUUCUAGUCAUAAGAAUUCUGUACUGAAAUAGUGUUAUAGAUUAUUAUCAUUAUUAUUAUUACCAUUGAUUAUUAUAGUAUGUUCAUUGAAAUAAUAUAAAGUGUUAUUUUAAACUA
Sitophilus oryzae (rice weevil) is the source of this 3573-nucleotide messenger RNA. It is a transcript of the gene neur, whose product is annotated as protein neuralized. The coding region runs from base 193 to 2226 and encodes 677 amino acids. NCBI's taxonomy places the organism in Eukaryota, Metazoa, Arthropoda, Insecta, Coleoptera, Curculionidae. Gene Ontology annotation, molecular function: ubiquitin protein ligase activity. The transcript has 10 exons. The record is from RefSeq and is a predicted model, not a curated record.